This is a messenger RNA of Verruconis gallopava, 1449 nucleotides long. RefSeq lists its product as uncharacterized. Bases 1 to 1449 code for a protein of 482 amino acids. Lineage: Eukaryota; Fungi; Ascomycota; Dothideomycetes; Venturiales; Sympoventuriaceae. The transcript has a single exon. The record is from RefSeq and is a predicted model, not a curated record.
AUGGGAGUUUCCUUCUCAAACCUUGUUGAACCACAGAGCCAGUCUCAGCUUCAGUUUUCAGCCAUCAGUCAACGCAAUCAAUCGUUCCUGCCCCUUUAUCCGGGUGGAAGUAAGGAUAGGCUUCAGAUUGUCCCUACAUGUGAUCACGAUACGAUGUGCAACCAUCGCGACAAGAUGAUCCCGAGGGCAAUGCUUCCCGGCUAUGGCUUUAUCGGAGGCGGAUUUUGUCCGCAGCGCCGAUCUAGAUUUGGACAUGACAUUUGGGACGGCGGGUCUGAAUAUGGCCUCAGUCGAAGAAGACCUGACACAAUAUGCGGGUAUUGUGGAGACCGAGCUCAUCAGGGUCCUUGUAGAACGACUGUAGGUGAUGAAAGAAGCGGUGGUUGGAGAAGAUCUCAGAACAUGCGUGGGAUGGAGGGCCAUACAGACUCUGGAGGAGACAUUGCUGCUGGACUGAACAACCUUAGCGCCGCACUGCGCGAAGGUAUCGCAGCUGGAGGCGGGUGUGGUCCAACGUGUUCGGCUAAUGAUGGAGGAAUUCGGGUCAAAGGGACUGUAGGCGACCACGAUGUCGAUCUUAAGCUUGGUGGAAAGGCAAGAUGUCCAUGUGAUGAAGAAGGUGGGUGUGAGCAUAGCCAUAAAAAGGCAAAAAGCAGCAAGAGAAAAGACAAAAGAGGCCGACGAAGAGCAAGACGUCAAGAGCCGGACAGUGAUGUUGACAGCACUGAUGGAGAACAGAGUCGAGGCCGAAGACGCACACCAGUUCCUCUGCGAGGAGGCGGCGGUUCGCCGUCGGGGCUGCAUACUCGAGUGGAACAGCUUGAGGCGGAUGUCAAGAGGCUGAGCAAUCAUUGGGGAUGGGUGAGGAGUAGAGUACCGGGCACGCCGCCGCCGUUUCAAGCAAGGCGAGAUCUGAACUUGCGUGAUGAGACGCCCUUCGACUUACCAGUAUACGGAUUUGAAGGGCCAGAUUUGGGAGGCCCCGCUACGAGGCGCCGACGGAUGGGGAAUUUGAGACACGUCAGUGACAUCGAUGAGCUCCGCCUGCCCCCUCGGCGAGGCUUGACUCGAAUUCCCACGAGGUUUGGAGGAAUCCCAAAUCGGGCAGUUGACACGGACGUUGAAUCUCUGUUUGAAGAUGAUGAGAAUGGGGCGUUCAGCGUUGGUCUCGGUCCCCAAAGGCACAGGCCACAGAUGGACAAAGAGGAUGAUCGACGAGCGGGGGAGGUUGGAGGUUUCGAGGAUAUUGAAGAAGAUCUCCCGGUGCGCUUUCAUCGCAGCAUGGGGAUACGGGCGUCCAGACGGCUUCGUGGUCGACACAGAGGCGUGCCUGGGUGGCGCGGCAUGGUAAGAACGGCAAGAGACGAAGCGGAACGUCGUCGUGAGGAGGAAAUGUUUGGGGGCUUGCGAGCACGGGGUGAGAGUGACGAAGCAAAUUGGGAGUGUUAG